Messenger RNA from Diaporthe citri, 1230 nucleotides. RefSeq lists its product as uncharacterized. The coding region runs from base 1 to 1230 and encodes 409 amino acids. Gene Ontology annotation, cellular component: nucleolus; preribosome, large subunit precursor. Gene Ontology annotation, molecular function: rRNA primary transcript binding. NCBI's taxonomy places the organism in Eukaryota, Fungi, Ascomycota, Sordariomycetes, Diaporthales, Diaporthaceae. Gene Ontology annotation, biological process: maturation of 5.8S rRNA; maturation of LSU-rRNA. The transcript is spliced from 3 exons. The record is from RefSeq and is a predicted model, not a curated record.
AUGGCUGGGUCAAAGCUUGCGAUGAACAAAAUAUAUCGCCAGGAACGCCAUGUCCAGGACAAACGAACAUCGAGCAAGGCCAAGCGCGAGGAGCGCAUGCGCAGGAGGAAGGAAGAGGCGAAGGACCCCGAAUUGAAACAAGAACGCCUUUCACGCAAUCAGACCAAAACCCUCGACCAAAAGCGAAAAUGGGACGAUGCAGAUGAGGAAAGUCUUUACACAAGCGCCGACGUGGCGGCGAUGAAACGGCGCAAGCUGGAGGAGGAGCAGAACGGGGCCGCGGACGAGCCUCUCGAAGAGGAGAAAGAUGAGAAGGACGACGAGGUGGACAGCAUGCUGGGAUCAGACGACGAGGAGGAGGCGGCCGAAGAUGCCGUGCAGGAGCGGAUAGAAAAGAUGCGCGCGAAACGGGCAGAGCGCCAACCAAGUGCAGCACCCUCCACAACAAGCACAAACUUCGACAUGACACCCGCCGUACUAUCAGCCAAGUUCCCGAAUCUGUUCAGCGACGAGCCUCCGAAAGUCCCCAAAGUCCUCGUCACGACAUCCAUCAACUCGACGCUCCACAAGGAGGCAGAGCUCCUGACGUCGCUGUUCCCCAACUCCGAGUAUAUACGACGGUCGGCGGGUCGCUACGGGCACAAGUACAGCGUCAGGGAGAUUUGCAAGUACGCGUCCAACAGGGAGUACACCUCGGUGCUGGUGUUGAACGAGGACCAGAAGAAGCCCAACCGGCUCACGAUCGUGCACCUGCCCCAUGGGCCGACGCUGACAUACUCGGUCAACAACUGGAUAGAGGGCUCGAAGCUGCCCGGCCACGGGAAAGCCCAGGAUGCGUACUACCCGGAACUGCUUCUCAACAACUUCAAGAGCAGUCUCGGCCUGCUGGCGGCGAAGAGCUUUCAGACAUUAUUCCCUCCGCAGCCUGAUAUCGAGAUGCGGCAAGUGGUCACAUUACACAACCAGCGAGAUUACAUCUUCCUUCGCCGGCACAGAUAUAUAUUCCGAGACAAGAGGGAGACAGAAAAGAGCGUCCAAGCAGCGGACGGGAAAGAACUGCAGGGCGUCGAACAGAUACGAGUCGGUCUGCAAGAACUCGGCCCUCGGUGCACACUCAAGCUGCGCAGGGUGGACAAGGGCAUCGGCCGGGCGGGCAGCGAGGGCGAGGACGCGCUGUCGUGGGAGUGGAAGGCCAAGAUGGAGAAGGAGCGGACGAGGUUCAACCUGUAG